Messenger RNA from Lolium rigidum, 555 nucleotides. Its product is annotated as RING-H2 finger protein ATL63-like. The transcript has a single exon. Gene Ontology annotation, molecular function: ubiquitin protein ligase activity. Lineage: Eukaryota; Viridiplantae; Streptophyta; Magnoliopsida; Poales; Poaceae. The record is from RefSeq and is a predicted model, not a curated record. Gene Ontology annotation, biological process: protein ubiquitination. Bases 1 to 555 code for a protein of 184 amino acids.
AUGACCUUCCCGCUGGUGUGCUACUGCAACGCGCUUCCCCGCCCCGUCGCCGCCGUGUUCAAGUUCCUCCACGCAACCGCGCUGGCCGUGGUGCUGGUGCUCUGCCUCCUCGGCCUCUACGAGUUCCCCUACGUCCCCGAGGACCACGCGCCGCUCAUCAACGGCCGCCGCCAUCGUCCCAACCGCGACGACACGCCUCCGGAGACGGUGAAGCAGCGGCUGCCGACAGUCGAGUUCGUCAUGCACCUGGCGGAGCGGUCGUCCCAGCUCUCGACCUCAAAGAGCACAGCUACAUCGGCGGGCCUCCACGACGACGACUACGACGGCCAGGGCAGCGCCGAGCAGGGGAGCACGUCCAUGUGCAGCGUGUGCCUAGAGCGGCUGGAGCCGACGGACUUAGUUCGGCGGCUGGGCAACUGCGCACACGCCUUCCACACAGGCUGCAUCGACCGGUGGAUCGACGUCGGCGAGAUGACGUGCCCGUUGUGCCGCUCCAACCUGCUGCCGCGUCAGCGCGGGGGGCUGCUCGCCAGGGCACGGCGACUAGCUACCUAG